Pollicipes pollicipes is the source of this 4905-nucleotide messenger RNA. Its product is annotated as serine/arginine repetitive matrix protein 1. NCBI's taxonomy places the organism in Eukaryota, Metazoa, Arthropoda, Thecostraca, Pollicipedomorpha, Pollicipedidae. The transcript has 6 exons. Bases 51 to 2015 code for a protein of 654 amino acids. The record is from RefSeq and is a predicted model, not a curated record.
GGCGGGCGGCGGCGGCGACCGUGCGGUCGGCGCCACUGGUGACGCGUACCAUGUGGCGGACGGCCGCCGCGCUGCUGCUGCUGCUGGCCGCGCCGGCGGCCGGCGUGCGCCACAUCCGCAUCCUGCAGCCCGUCCGCAAGAUGCGUAGCUCGCUUCUUUGGCUGCGGCACGAGGACGCCGCGCUGUCGGGGCGUCGGUCGCCCCGCGCGCUGGCACUGCGACCGGUGUUGCGCGGCCGGACGGCGCUGCGCGGCCCCGGCGGCUGGACGCUGGGCCGCGCCGCUCUUACCGUCUCCACGGCGCCGGACCGCUCGUCCGAUGCCGAUGCCGGGUGGCUGAGGCCGCGUGCACCGGCGGCCGCCUGGAUACGGCCGCCGCUCCGCCGCACUCGUCACCCGCAGCCGCUCCGACGACCCCAUCACCGGCCGCUGUGGCUGCCCAGCCGGCCGCCGCUGCGACUCAAGCCGGCGGACAUCUGGAGUAGUCACGCGUUCCAGCCGUUACCGGAGGAGCUGACGGAGAAAGAUACAGCAAAAGCGGGACGGCUGUUCAAACGAGCUUUCUCAGGAAACAAACACAGAGGGCCCGUGAUCCGCGUCUCGCUGAGGCGGAACGACACGGACAGUCGCAAGCUGGAGCGGAUCUCGAGGUUGACACAACGGGACCGGGCGAGGUCGCAGCGCGUGAAAGGUGGACGUGACCCCCGCUUAAGCCGAAUCCGUCAGCGGCAGGACACCGCCGCCGACACCGUGCGCGACACGGGCAGCAGCGAGAAGAAACGCGACGUCCGGGUCCGCGUCAACUUCGGCGGAGGAGCGGAGUUCACUAUCGGGGCACGGCACGUCGAUAAGAAGACCGGCAUCGAGCAGGCGACGCGAAUUCGGCAGAAGUCCCAGAACGAUACUGAGCUCCACUCUGCCAAACGAUCGGAGAACGCCACACACACUUUGGAGAGGGACAAAACGACGGUGAAAAAGGUCAACGUGGAGACUACAGAUUUAGACCAGGGAAUCACACUCAGUGAUUCUGGUCAUGGAAAGAUCGUAGAGGAACACCACAGCCCUUCCAAAACCACCCACGAGGACUGGGUGUCCAUAAAGGGGCCCGAACAGUCACCAGUCCCCAGGUCAGCUUCAGUACAGCCAUCUUCUCCCAAAUCACAUCCGGAACAGACCUCCUCGAAGUCAACUCAAGACCAGUCAUCCUCUCCUAAAUCAGAUCCCAAAACGCCACACAGAAGGCCCGAUCUUAUCAUGUCAUCCUCUUCCAAAGCAGGUCCGAGCAUGCCACCGCCUCGUAAUAUGCAGUCCAAUAUUUUCACCAGAUCAGGCCGCGGUGCGCCUUCUCCCGAAUCAGAUGACGUCACGACCCCAUCCCAAAGCUCGGGCACAAAUAGGUGGUUAUCCCCAAGCUCGCCUUCAGACACCGCAUCGGCUCCCAAGUUAGGUCCAGACACGUUAUCAUCUCCCCACUCAGAUGGAUACAUAUUGCCGUUUCCCAAAUCAGCUCAACGCCAGCCGGCUCCGCCGAAAUCAAGGCAAAAGUGGUCGUCAUCUCAGCGGGGACCGCAGGGGUCCCAGCAAAAGAAACCGCCACCGCAGCGGGAGGGGCUGAGAUCACAACGGUCCGGGCCGAGACCGCCACUGAGGAGGCUGAGAUCACAGCGGCCGGGGCCGAGACCGCGAGUGGGACGGCUGAGAUCGCAACGGCCGGGGCCGAGAUCGCGACUGAGGUGGCUGAGAUCACAGCGGCAGGGGCCGAGACCGCGAGUGGGACGGCUGAGAUCGCAGCGGCAGGGGCCGAGACCACGACUGGGGCAGCUGAGAUCACAGCGGCAGGGGCCGAGACUGCGAGUGGGACGUCUGAGAUCACAGCGGCAGGGGCCGAGACCGCGACUGAGGCAGCUGGGACCUCAGCCGAAGUGGCCGACAGCCGUCCGCACAGCCCAGCGUCUGACUGGCGCUGUGGUUGUGAUCACCCGCCGCCACCGUCGCCCAGUCCACGGCCAUGGUUAGUGCACACCACAUGGUGUCCGGUCUCCGCUGGAGAUGUCCGAGGGGGACCAAGGCGAGGCUGCGUGGCGGAGGAAUAUACUCCUGAAUGCAGUGUCUAUUACAGCCACGGUUCUUGAAGUAGUGCAGAUAGGGUAUCCAUUUUUAAUUCAGCUAAUGAGCUGUAUCAUGGAUGCAGAAUGGCACUAGAAGUUGGCAACAGGGUGAAAAAAGCUUCUGAUUUACCGGAUGUGAUCGGUAACAAAAACUGAACUUUUGUGAGCCAACUGUUGACAAAUUUACGAAAACGCAAACAAAUUUCAACAGACCAAACCAUAUUAAAACAUACCAUACCAGCUAGACGAAACUCAAAGCUUAGUAUUGGCUGUACUCGCCAACGCUUGCAGCGUGAGCAUGUGUAGAACACAUGUCAAAACGUUGACGUUUCGUUGUAUGAGCGAGUUGAGCCCUAGCUGCUACCAAACAUGAUAGCUUUUAUCGGGUUGGUUUAAGCAGGUGACUUAAAUAUACAACAAACUAUACUGUAUCAGCGCUAACGUCAAAGAACAGUGGUAACACAGUGCUUUUCCAAUGCUCCUCAGAUAAGUGCUUUUCACAGGUUUUCUUCAGCCAAGAUUCACUUCACAUGCUUAACAGUAUAUAAUACCGAAUAACUAAGCUUAGUACUAGUCGUAAGAAUUGUGGAUGGCUGCAGCAUCUUGCAGGCGAACUUGAUCAGUUCGAUACAAGGUGUUUUAAAGCAUCGUGCCAUUUGAGACAAACCGGGCUCCAAUGCUCGCCGCGCAGUAAUGCGUUGGGUUUAGCACAGGGAUGCGGGCUGCUGUUGGCUGUGUUCAUGCUGUGAGAAGCCGACUGGCUAUGCAAACGUGGAUAAUCGUCAGUCUUUUUUAAUGUAAUAGCGUUAAAAAGCCCUGCCGAUCCAGGAGGAUUGCUGUUUGUGGAUACCCGAAGUGUAACUUCAGAGGUAAACUGAGGACGUUGGAGCGACACAUGUCAAGGAUUCAGCCAGGGCUUCCUGCUGCUGUGAGAAACAGCGGCUUUAAGAUAAGAGGCCCAACAUCGCUGGUAUAGGCUUCCCACACUGCCCGUUGUGCCUCAGGCUUAGCGUACUGAUCGGUGGGCAUCGUGUACUGAUCGUGAGAUAAAACGCUUUGUAUUGCCAUCAUAUUGCAAAAAAGCUAAAUGAACGUGCUAGAGAUGUGCAAAAAUGUCGUUUGCACCUGUCCAUACCAAUAUUGUAUGGAGUUUUGCUUUAAACAAUUGGAUCAUGUUAGGAAGUGCGAGUUCUGCAUCGGUAAUGGUUAUGUGAAGAUCAUAAAGGUUCUCAACGCGUCCCACUGAUUUUGCGACGACGUCACGAAACCAAAAGGGAUAUUGUUGUCAGUAGGGGUGAGGGAUAGGAGGGGGAGGGAGUGCAGGAAGAAAAAAGUGCUUGGGCCUGCCUUUGAAAUGCACUUAAAACAGCUUUAACCCUGGAUUGGUCGCCUUUUUUAACAGUGGAGAGUAAGAGUGUAGUUUCUCAAAACAAGUUUUUGGGGCUGAACCAAAAAAUUAUGAUUAAUGAAAAAUAAUGGCUAAAAAGCGAUAACUAAAAAUGGGAAACUACAUCUCUGGUUAGAAUGCACAAUCCCCGCUCCCCCUAAUAGGGAAACUGUUUAUAUCUCCCAAAUAGAAAACAUAAAAGUUGCCAGUAAAUGCAACUCUAGUGCAAAUGAACUCCCGAAACAAAAAUGUUUGAUGGGUAUGCCGCAUUACAUUAAAUUUGUCUUUGCCUUCGUGGUUUAUUGCAUUUUGAGUUAUAUUGCAACGGUUGCUGGAUGACUUGGCUCCCGGCGACAGCUUGGUUCUAAACUUCGUUGGUGGCAGAAAAGGUACUUUUUCACCCCUGGUUGGCAAGGCAAAGCUGGUAGAAUGAGAGUCGCUCAAAAGGGAUAUGCUAAAAUUUGAGUGGCAAAACGUUUGUUUCGGUGGAAGUCAGCAAAGUUGCUGCAACACGUACCAUACCACCUUCUCCAACUAGCGACCUGCCAUUGCACCCUGUUAAUGCUACGGUUUGCACACUACACUUUGCACACAAACACGAGCAUUUUCGUACCUAUUUGUCAACAUAUUUACUCCAGGUGUAGACUGCAGCUUCAUGUCGAUCCCAUCGUUUUUGUUAGUUUGUCUGAACGGCAAUACAGUGGUCUUUGAAGCAUAUCAUCGGCUUAAAAGAGAUGGAAGGUGCCACAAUUUUCAGAAGUUGAAGUCCAAGGCCAAACUAGGGCCAGCAUAUGUACAUCAUCGACUUUCAACGUUAUGCUCAUGUAUGUUUCAAGUAAAUGCAGGCAGUCAGCGUUCAGACACACUUUUUCAAGCAUCAUACUCCGCACACACUUCGUUAGAACACGACGAAAGUAGAGUUCGCAAAGUUAUUGUGUACUGUCAUCGUCUGUUACCUCCUUAUCGAUAUUCCACGUGACUCUAAAACUGGUAGAAACGUGCCUAGGACACAUAACAACCACGUAGGCAAGCAGUCCAGUUUGAAGAGGGUGCCGUGUUGAGAUGAGAACCGACCUACCCGCGGUCGAUUUGUCGUGGAAUGACGCAAGAUAAUUCCAAUUUCACCGCAUGCGAAUGCCAGUGAAACGACUCGCCGCAAAGUCCACGCCGAUUUCCGACUCAGUAGCAGUGACCUUCGAUGGCAAGCGUGCAUUAUCCAUCUAUCUUCAGGUGAGAACUAAUGCCCGGCGCAGCUCCAUGGCCAUUCAGGCGAACAGCACAGCGAAUGUCAGAGACAAACUGUCAGGAUGGAGUGUGCAGUGCACUGGUACAGCGCGGGAUUGACGAGGGCCAGGCGCGGCCGGCCGCACCUCCAGAACAUAGCGGCGCCGGAUGACAAUUAUUAUUUCGU